Cydia strobilella is the source of this 1593-nucleotide messenger RNA. RefSeq names its product leucine-rich repeat-containing protein 58. The record is from RefSeq and is a predicted model, not a curated record. The transcript is spliced from 4 exons. Bases 131 to 1201 code for a protein of 356 amino acids. Gene Ontology annotation, molecular function: protein binding. NCBI's taxonomy places the organism in Eukaryota, Metazoa, Arthropoda, Insecta, Lepidoptera, Tortricidae.
GAGGUAAGUACAGGCAGUUGCGCGCGCGCCUCGAGCUAAUGCGCGCGUAUACACCCGUAGCUCGAUAACUAUAAUAUGAUUAAACACUUCAGUGCACAACGUAUUGGACUUUUUGUCAAUAUCGAACAAAAUGGAGUGCUACACAUCCGACAGCUGUGAUAGCGACAGUAGGGAACAAAAGACUCUGGACCUGUCCAACCAGUUGCUAGACACGAACAGUCUGGCGCUGGAACUAAAAGGGAUCGUCGAUGAGAAGGACUGCGCGGAAAGUUACGAGAUCGUUCUCUUAUACAGCAACAGAAUAAGUGCAUUGCCCGACACUAUAAACAGGUUUUGCAACUUGAAGAUAUUGGACGUCAGCCACAACAGGCUCAAGACACUCCCUGACCUGCUGAAAUACUGCCCGCUGACAUCCCUCAUAGCCAAACAUAACUUGCUCACCAACGAGUCGCUGCCAAAAUGCUUCUCCGCGAAAAACACUUUAAAGGAACUCAAUCUUAGUGGAAACCAGCUCUGUUCUUUCCCAGAACAAGUAAUGGAGUUAACAUCACUGCGUUAUCUCUAUAUGGGCGGAAACAAUAUAGUCAAUAUACCAAAGGAUAUAUGGAAACUCAACAGUUUACAGAUUCUCUCAUUAGGAGGAAACCAAAUCAACGAAGUCCCCGAUGCAGUGGGAAGACUGACGGGUCUGCAGGCCCUGGUGUUAAGUGACAACUUUAUAGAACAGCUCCCGAAUAGCAUAGCAAACCUGAACCAGUUGCGGUCGCUGCUCAUCCACAGAAACAAACUUAAGACACUGCCUACUCAAAUCAUCAAGUUAAAAUGCCUAACAGAGCUAAGUCUCCGAGACAACCCUCUCGUGGUGAGGUUCGUUCGGGACAUGACAUUGCAGCCCCCCUCGCUACUAGAACUCGCUGGCCGGACCAUCAAACUACAUGAGAUCCAAACUUUGCCAGGGGAGGUGCCAAGGGACCUGAUUAACUAUUUAGGCGCAGCGCAGUGCUGCGUUAAUCCAAAGUGCAAAGGCGUUUUCUUCGACAACCGCGUAGAGCACAUCAAAUUCGUCGACUUCUGCGGCAAAUACCGGAUCCCACUUCUGCAGUACUUGUGCAGCUCCAAAUGCAUCACCGGAAGCUGGGAGAGCAGGGAAACAGAUAGCAACCCACAUCCUCAUAUGAUGCGGAAGGUUCUCCUGGGAUAAAGCUCAAAAUGAUCAUGAACUACGACAAUACUGUUUAAAAAGCUUUAGGCCUCAUUCUCACGAGCCCUUUUUCAACGCGCGUUAAAAAAGUGGCGGUAGCGCUUUUUAUCAAGCGUUGUUGGAUUUUCAACUUUAAGCCUUGGUCUUUGAAUCGAAUUUAGCGUGCGAGCAGAUUCAAGCGUUUUUUUAACGCGCGUUGAAAAACGCUCGUGAUUAUGAGGCCUUAGAAUAGACCAGGGGUCUCCAACCUAUGUGACUAUGAGAACGUUGCGAGACUUUGAAUCUCUGGCUUGCAUUCUGCGGGCCAGAAUGAAAGAGCUUGCGAGUAAAAUAAUCUGUGAUGCCUAUUAGAAAACAAAAAGCAUAUCAUAAUAUAUUUUAUUUAAAUGAGA